CAGUCAGGGAACCAUGGCAUGGCAUUUUGACACCUGAGGCCCUGGUCCUGGAUGUCAAGGCCACGCCCGAGGUCUGCGUCUUUGAAGGCGCUGCCUCCUGAUCAGCCAGUACAAACCGUAGAGGUCCAAAACAUCUCUCCAGCAGUGCAUUGGAGCGUGAACUCCAAGGAGAAACCUGGCGUCCGGCCACGACCUCUGAAAAGUGUCUCCCUGAAGUUGGCCAAAGGCGAUGGCAGUCCCACGGCCGCGACACGCUCCAACUCUGCAGGAGCAGCAUGGGGCUCCGGAGAACUGCUGAUCGAUGGGCGGCAAUGUAUCCACAAGGCUGGAGCUCCUGGAGCUUCCGGAGCUUCUGGACCCGAUCGACGGGGCACAGAGGCUGAUAAAGCUGGUCGUCGACCAAGCGCCCUGCCAAGGUCGGAGUUUAUCGAGACGCCCGCCAGGCCUCCAGGACUUCCCAAGGCUGCGCCAAGCACGAGGCCAACUGCGGCUGUUCCGGAUGAUGAGGCCGAGGCUCGGCCAAGCAGUGCUUCGUACCAACGUGCGGCGGCCAUCUAUGCAUCCUUGCCGACGCCAGGUGGCACUCGAACCUUGGUUCGAGAUGCCGAUGGCUUCAUCUUCCGACCCACAGUGGAGGCAGAAGUGAAGGCUGCCCCUCCCCAGCGUCUCAGACCCGGGAGUCGCGGACUGAACGAGUUGGUGGCUUCCCUCACAAAGCCGAGGGAAAAUCCCCGUCCCGCUGAAGCCCAUCCUGUGGAGGUGCCCCGUGGCGUCUCGACGGAUUUGCCGGAUCGGCCGGAUCGGCCGGAGCCGCGCAUUGCCUGGAGCGAAGGCGCACCCGAUGAUGCGGUGGAGAACUUCUUUGAUGCGUCCGACUUGGCCGCACAGAUCCGGCGGGAUUGGUUGGCGAAGCAGCUGUCCGAGCUGGAGGCCUCAAGCUGCGAAAGCAAGCAGGAUGGAGCAUCGCUGAGGACGGAGGAUGGCCGACGUUCAAUGGGCGAGCUGGAGAGAAGCCUCGCAAAGGCGAAGGAACGAGCUGAGAAGAACCGCAAAGAGCUCAAGGGCUACAUGGAAAGCUUGCGGAGCAAACUCUUUCAGGCGGAUGGUGAUCUUGCAGCAACCAAUGAGGAGCUGUUGGUGUCCCUUCCUCCGGACUUCGAUGAUGUGGUUGACAUCAACGCGUCCUUGACGUCGGCCGAAAGGCGGCGUUCAAAACCCCGCAGCAUUUCGUCCGAAGGUGGAGGCGGCACACAGGGCAGGGCUGGAGGUGGUUCUGAACUGGCUGAAGGCUUUAGGUUGCCGACAUUUCUGGAGAAGUACUUCUACGACGAGAAAGCCGUUGAGUUGCCCAUUGUGCAGAUGCAGCACGAGGACACCGAACUGGACAAAGUUGCCAGGCAGGUGGCUCGGCUGGACGCGCUCUUGUCACGACGAGAGGCAGAUGGUUUGGCUCGCCUGAAAGCUGCCAAAGAAGAGCUUGCGGCGACCAAGGAGCAUUUGCGACGAGAAAGCGAGCAAUCAGAGGCCGAGAAGAUCGAACUCUUGAAGAAGUUGAAGGAAAAGGGCUUCCUCCGCAGUUCAUCGUCAACUUCCAAGGCGGCGUCCGCAGCGUCGUCCUCGGCCAACAGCCCCAGACACAGCAGCUCCGUUGCCUGCAUGUCUCCAUCGAAAACAUCAAGCGAGGUGGAUUGGAGUGGCUGGGAGUGCUCCGUUGAGCUGGAAACUCCUUCAACUGCCGCACCGGCGAAGUCUGCACCGUUUGUUGCACAGCCGGGAGUGGAACAUGUGAAGGAAGACGAAGCUGAUACCUCGACCUUCCUCACGGCAACUGCGGAUCGCAAUUUAGGCCCCAGAACCGGAAAAACUGGACCUCGCAGCAAGCUGGAACCUGUGGUGGAGGAUACGGUCCAUGAAAGGAAGAACGAAGAGCAGGAGGAAACUCCUUCAGGCGACGAGCGCAUCAUAGUCCCUUCGCCGUUUCUGGAGGAGCUCCUGCACGAUCCCUAUGAUCUCAAUGCCCUCCAUGCCAUUGACGACAAGUUGGCCCAGCUUGUCCCGGAAUCCGAAUGGGAGGCCAAGUCGAUAAGAUCUGCUACGAAUGGCUCCGAAGUUUCAGCAGGUGUGCAAUCCAAGACGUCAAAACAUACGGUCUUCUCCCAUGUGGCAUCGUCCUUGCCAGGUGAACCAGUGCUACGCGAGCAGCUUGAAGAACGAGAAGCUCGCAAAGCGCUGAUGGCCAUUGACGAUGCAUUGGGCCGUCUGCAGGAACAGCGGCAGAGUGAGCAACUUCAGCCGGAGCAACUCCAACAGCUUCUCCUUCAGGCUGCAGCUUCUCAAUCUGCGAUGGACUCGAGUAGCAAAGUCUUGACUCUGACGGCUGAGGCUGGUGACUUGGAGGCUUCUCUGCAACAGAUGCUUCAACCCCUCCGGAUCACGACUUCAUCCAAUAUGUCACCGGAAAGUACGGGAGCAUCAAACUCCGCAUCGGGAGCCUUGCUGGAAGCCAAACAGAUCCUCUUGAGGCUAUCAGAAAGCAACGAGGAAUGGGACUCCACCAAUAUGGAGGUCCGGUGCACCAUGGCAGAGCUUGAGGACAGUGUAAGAGCACUGGAGGAACAAGCCUCCCGCCCCACGGCGCAGAAGGAGGAAGAACCAACAGACGACCUCAUGCUGGAAAUGUCCACAUGGGCAACGAAGCUGGAGGAACUGAGUAGGGAAGCCUUACUGGUGGCGGAGCAAGGUCUACCGCAGGUUCAAGAGCAUACAGAGCCUGACGCUGGAGGAGCCAGCGCUUCCGUGCCACCUGACCUGCAGGCCGUCACGGCGCCCGAGGGCGACGUAGGUGACGCAGGCGACGAAGGCGACCUGGGGCGCUUGGUGCUUCCGAGCCUGACGAUGGCCGAGGAAGCGGAUGAUGGUCUUCUCGACAGUGAUGCUGAAUCUGGAAGUUCUGGCAACAGUCCUGUCUUCCUUCCUGCACUAGAAGUGGAGGUGACUAAGGCGCUGGAUCUCGACCUUCCUGAAGGUCGUUGGAGCGACGAAGAGUUGGAGAAGUUGUCCAGAGCCAUGGAGGAGCAUUUUGGUCCCGUGAAGAGAAGCUUUGAUGCCGAUGCAGGUAAGGGGCAAGGGGAACCGGCUGGGUGAGCUGGUGUUGCAGGCACAGGUCCCUGGUGGUGGCUUUUCCGCGGAAAGU
Cladocopium goreaui is the source of this 3193-nucleotide messenger RNA. The record is from the annotation of a GenBank genome assembly. Lineage: Eukaryota; Dinophyceae; Suessiales; Symbiodiniaceae.